This is a messenger RNA of Glycine soja, 1730 nucleotides long. Its product is annotated as NAC domain-containing protein 100-like. Gene Ontology annotation, biological process: regulation of DNA-templated transcription. The transcript is spliced from 3 exons. The coding region runs from base 294 to 1289 and encodes 331 amino acids. Lineage: Eukaryota; Viridiplantae; Streptophyta; Magnoliopsida; Fabales; Fabaceae. The record is from RefSeq and is a predicted model, not a curated record. Gene Ontology annotation, molecular function: DNA binding.
AUGAUACAUACCAUGUUUGUCAAAGGGUUAGCUGUAUUGUAUAUUUAACAAAAACAUAUAUGAAGAAGACUAUCUAUGAAAUGCUUCUUGUUGAAGGUUGAGUUAUAAAUCCUUAAAGUGAAGGAGGCCUUUAAAAGCUCUUAUUGGUGAUGCUGUAGAGCUUACUUUGAGGAUCAAAUCAUUGGUACUUCUCAUAUAUUUGUGGUACCCCCUCUCAGAUUUUGGUAAACUAAUUAAACUUCUUGAUCAAUUCAAGGGGGUAUCAAAAGCUACAGUUUGGUUUCAUCAAUCUGAUGGAGGAAAAUCUGCCUCCCGGAUUCAGGUUCCACCCUACAGACGAAGAGCUCAUCACAUGUUAUCUUACAAGGAAGGUUUCUGAUUCUAGCUUCACAUCCAAAGCUAUAGCAGUUGUUGAUCUCAACAAGUCUGAACCUUGGGACCUCCCAGGUAAGGCCUCAAUGGGGAAGAAAGAGUGGUACUUCUUUAGCCUAAGAGACCGAAAGUAUCCAACAGGACUUCGAACAAACCGAGCCACUGAAUCAGGGUACUGGAAAACCACAGGGAAAGACAAGGAAAUUUUUCGUGCUGGGGUUUUGGUUGGAAUGAAGAAAACCCUAGUCUUUUAUAGGGGUAGAGCUCCAAGGGGCGAGAAAAGCAAUUGGGUCAUGCACGAAUAUAGACUAGAAAACAAGAAUCACUUUAGACCUUCCAAGGACGAAUGGGUGGUUUGCAGGGUUUUCCAAAAGAGCUUGCAAAUGAAAAGACCACAGCAAACACCCCCCUCACAACCAGAGUCCCCAUGUGACACAGCCUCAAUGGUCAAUGAAUUUGGUGAUGUUGAGCUUCCUAAUCUAAUAAAUAACAUUGCAAAUUCUUCAUCAGAUGGAAUCACUAACAACAUUUCAGGACAAACCUUCUUCAAUGCUGAUCUUAUUAAUAGUGUUAACACAAACAUGAACUUGACCAUGAAUUGGCCAGUUGCAAGUGAGGUAAUUCAGGUUCCCACUCUUCCAUCACUUCCAUGGCCUUCUGGGUUGUUAAAUCCAAGUAUUUCUGUAAAUUCUUUGCUUCUCAAGGCAUUGCAACUUAGGAGCUAUCAACAAAUAGAAGCAGCAGCAGCAGCAGCUACAGAUCAUUUAAUUGCAUCAUAUAUGCCUCAAGGAGUGUCCCAGCAUGUUGGAACUAACCUAAUUAGUUCAAGUCUCACUGCAUCUUCUUCUUCUAAAGUUUUAGAAUGUGUUCCACAGCAACAGCAGGAGCAACCAUUCAACUUGGACUCCAUUUGGUGAAUCUGUUUAGACCAUGAAGCUAACAUUGUGUAUUUACAUCAACCUCCAACUCCUAUAAAAAAAAUGGUACCAUUUCCAAACUUAACACAAUCGUUGAUCAUGUCGAUGUAAACAUUCCUCUUCAAAUGUUAUUGUAAGUAGGUGUUAAAAUAGGCAGCUUUUAAAUCACUGUUAAAAGUCCAUUGAUGUUAAUCAACCAUUAGGAGGAAGAUCUCCUCAAUCGUCCCAAGUUUCAUGUUCUAGUAUUAAUUUCGACAUAAAAAAAAAAUCAAGAAAAAAAACUUGUACGUACGUACUAUUUAAAUAAAUUCAAAGGAAUAGUUUGUAUAUGUUGCCCAGUCUCUUUGGUUUGUAUUCGACCCCUCAUUCAGCAUGGAGUUAUGCAUGGAUGUAAUUAUGAUGACAAGUAGUGAUGACAAUCAAGUAUAUGAAAAUAAAGGA